UUUCUCUUACUUUUCAGGGCAAUCACCUUUCUCAACCACACAGUGCCUGACUUCACUGACAAUGGUGCAAGCAAUUUCAUUAAAUACGGAAAGGACUAUUACGCCACCUCUGAAACAAAUUACAUCCGCAAGAUUGACCCUGUGACGCUGGAAACGCAGGACAAGGUGGACUACAUGAAGUACCUGCCAGUAAACUUGGUCUCAUCCCACCCGCACUACGACAAAGAGGGCAACGCCUACAACAUUGGAACUUCAGUGGCAGAGAAGGGCAAGACUAAAUACAUACUGUUCAAAGUCCCUGUUUCCUCAGAGAAAG
Plectropomus leopardus (leopard coralgrouper) is the source of this 316-nucleotide messenger RNA. NCBI's taxonomy places the organism in Eukaryota, Metazoa, Chordata, Actinopteri, Perciformes, Serranidae. The record is from RefSeq and is a predicted model, not a curated record.